Molecule: messenger RNA, 513 nt
Organism: Enterobius vermicularis (human pinworm)
Lineage: Eukaryota; Metazoa; Nematoda; Chromadorea; Rhabditida; Oxyuridae
Source: the annotation of a GenBank genome assembly
AUGGUUUAUCCGCCUGGUCUUGACGGUUCACUGAAAUACUAUGUACAUCUUGAAACACGAAUUGGAAUACACGGUAAACCGGAAAAAUGUGUUAACGCCGAUGCGGACGGUUGUGGCGGUAUUGGUUCCUGCGUACACUGCGAUAUCUGUAAAAAUAUGGGAGGUAAUCUGAAAAACUUUGUGCAAAUAUAUCAAAAAGAUCAACCAGCCAAAUGCAGUAGCGAAGGUCUUCCACCAGGAACCUACGAUGAUCUGUCGUUGAAAGUUUGCCUACCAACAAAAAGCGAACUAUUACCCUUCUUAGAUCAGAAUUCUCAUCGUGCUGAACAACUAUGGGAUCUUUUCGUUAGUAGCCGAGCUAAAUCAGGAGAAAUUCCGUUGGUCAUUGCUGCUCGUCUGUUUGAUCGGCCGAUAAACAAGCUAAGUAAGAAAGAACUUAACGAUAUUCUACACGGUAGCAAAGAGGGUAUGAUCGGAUGCCAUUGGAUUUAUGCAACUGUAGCACAAAAUUAG